GUGCCAGCCAGCGCCCUGUGACACUGCAGUGCAUUGCCCCUGGAAAAUGCCAGAGCGCUCAGAGCGUUGGGUCACUGGUGCCAAGAUUCUCUGUGCAAACAGCCGCCCCCAUUGGGGGGGGUUAUUAUUAUUAUCGAUUUGUUUUAUGUUUUCUCUUUCCCCAAGAAUGUGGCUCAGCCCAUGGGGAUGAGCAGCUGAAAUCUCCGGGGAUCAGCAGGACAAUGCCAGAGCAAGCAUUGUGCUGACGGCUCUGCAAACGCUGGCACCGGCUCCCGGCCAGCAGCACCCUAUAAAAGCCGAGCCGCUGAAGUAGGCAAACAUUACAUGGGGGAAGCAGCAGUAACCGCCUGAGCUAGACACCGUUCCAGCACCAAAGAUGGCUCAGACAAACCCUCUGCCUGUCCCCAUGGGCCCAUGGAAGAUCACUGUGUACGACCAAGAGAACUUCCAGGGCAAGAGGAUGGAGUUCACCUCGGCCUGCCCGAACAUCAUGGAGUGCGGCUUCGACAACAUCCGCUCCAUGAAGGUGGAGUGCGGAGCCUGGGUGGGUUACGAGCACACCGGGUUCUGCGGGCAGCAGUUCAUCCUGGAGAGGGGAGAGUACCCGCGCUGGGACGCCUGGAGCGGCAGCAACGCCUACCACAUCGAGCGGCUCAUGUCCUUCCGCCCCGUCUGCUCCGCUAACCACAAGGAAUCCAGGAUCACCAUCUUUGAGAAGGACAACUUCAUCGGCCGCCAGUGGGAGAUCGCUGAUGACUACCCCUCGCUGCAGGCCAUGGGCUGGGCCAACAACGAAGUGGGCUCCAUGAAGAUCUCGUGUGGCGCCUGGGUUUGCUACCAGUAUCCCGGGUACCGUGGCUACCAGUACAUCCUGGAGGCCGACCACCACGGAGGAGACUACAAGCACUGGAGGGAGUGGGGUUCGCACGCCCAGACCUCCCAGAUCCAAUCCAUCAGGCGUGUCCAGCAGUAGCUCCCCACUUCCCACUACAUCUCUGCAAGGUUUCUAAAGCUCACCGGCUCCCUUUUGGUGCUAAUACUCCCCUCCCGAAAUAACCACCCCUUCUUGUACUGCAAGUGCUUCUGGAACAACACUCCCCAACGGUACCGACUGCCACAAUGCCAAUAAACGUGACUGAAAGAAAAAGAUAAACCAGCUUGGUGGGUGAAUGCUGUUCAUAGAAUCCCACACUGGUUUGGGGUGAAGGGACCUUAAAGCUCAUCCAGCUCCAACCCCGACCACAGGCAGGGACCCCUUCCACUGGAGCAGCUUGCUCCAAGCCCCUGUGUCCAACCUGGCCUUGAGCACUGCCAGGGAUGGGGCAGCCACAGCUUCUCUGGGCACCCUGUGCCAGCGCCUCAGCACCCUCACAGGGAAGAGCUUCUGCCUAAGAGCUCAGCUCAGUCUCCCCUCGGGCAGGUUCAAGCCAUUCCCCUUGUCCUGUCCCUACAUCCCUUGUCCCAAGCCCCUCUCCAGGUUUCCUGCAGCCCCUUUAGGCACUGGAGCUGCUCUAAGGUCUCCCCUUCAGGAGCCUUCUCUUCUCCAGGCUGACCCAGCCCAGCUCUCUCAGCCUGGCUCCAGAGCAGAGCUGCUCCAGCCCUCACAGCAUCUCCAUGGCCUCCUCUGGACUCACUCCAACAGCUCCACAUCCCUCUUGUAUCUGUUGUCUAUCAGGACUGCAGUCACACAUCCCCAUGCCAGCAGCAGGGACCAGACUCCAACUCUCACACACACAAAACACAGCAGCCAAACCCUUGGUGUGGGCUUCUCUUCCUCCCUGCCCUCCCCUUCCCCUGCCAAGGGAUAGGACACUGAGCUCCUGGUCCCACUGAGCAUCCAUGCCUACAC
This is a messenger RNA of Neopsephotus bourkii (Bourke's parrot), 1849 nucleotides long. It is a transcript of the gene CRYBA1, whose product is annotated as crystallin beta A1. The record is from RefSeq and is a predicted model, not a curated record. Gene Ontology annotation, biological process: visual perception; lens development in camera-type eye. Gene Ontology annotation, molecular function: structural constituent of eye lens. Bases 377 to 973 code for a protein of 198 amino acids. Lineage: Eukaryota; Metazoa; Chordata; Aves; Psittaciformes; Psittacidae. The transcript is spliced from 6 exons.